Cebus imitator (Panamanian white-faced capuchin) is the source of this 2359-nucleotide messenger RNA. It is a transcript of the gene TOM1, whose product is annotated as target of myb1 membrane trafficking protein. Gene Ontology annotation, cellular component: membrane; endosome. The coding region runs from base 119 to 1600 and encodes 493 amino acids. The record is from RefSeq and is a predicted model, not a curated record. Gene Ontology annotation, molecular function: phosphatidylinositol binding; clathrin binding; ubiquitin binding. Lineage: Eukaryota; Metazoa; Chordata; Mammalia; Primates; Cebidae. The transcript has 15 exons. Gene Ontology annotation, biological process: signal transduction.
UGCCGCCGCCCCGCCCACGCCAAUUCGCCGGUCGUCGGGCGCGUCACGUGACGGGUCGGCGGCGCUGGCGGUUGCUGUCAGCUGAUUCCCGGGGUUGGUGGCAGCGGCGGUAGCAGCGAUGGACUUUCUCCUGGGGAACCCGUUCAGCUCUCCAGUGGGACAGCGCAUCGAGAAAGCCACAGAUGGCUCCCUGCAGAGCGAGGACUGGGCCCUCAACAUGGAGAUCUGCGACAUCAUCAACGAGACAGAGGAAGGUCCCAAAGAUGCCCUCCGAGCAGUGAAGAAGAGAAUCGUGGGGAAUAAGAACUUCCACGAGGUGAUGCUGGCUCUCACCGUCUUAGAAACCUGUGUCAAGAACUGCGGGCACCGCUUCCACGUGCUGGUGGCCAGCCAAGACUUCGUGGAGAGUGUGCUGGUGAGGACCAUCCUGCCCAAAAACAACCCACCCACCAUCGUGCAUGACAAGGUGCUCAACCUCAUCCAGUCCUGGGCCGACGCGUUCCGCAGCUCGCCCGAUUUGACAGGCGUGGUCACCAUCUAUGAAGACCUACGGAGGAAAGGUCUGGAGUUCCCCAUGACUGACCUGGACAUGCUGUCACCUAUCCACACGCCCCAGAGGACCGUAUUCAACUCAGAGACAGCAUCAGGACAGGAUUCUGUGGGCACUGACAGCAGCCAGCAGGAGGACUCUGGCCCACACACUGCCCCUCUGUCCACCCCGGCCAUACUUUCUGGCGACACACCCAUAGCACCGACCCCAGAGCAGAUUGGGAAGCUGCGCAGUGAGCUGGAGAUGGUGAGUGGGAACGUGAGGGUGAUGUCGGAGAUGCUGACGGAGCUGGUGCCCACCCAGGCUGAGCCCGCAGACCUGGAGCUGCUGCAGGAGCUCAACCGCACGUGCCGAGCCAUGCAGCAGCGGGUCCUGGAGCUCAUCCCUCAGAUCGCCAAUGAGCAGCUGACAGAGGAGCUGCUCAUCGUCAAUGACAAUCUCAACAACGUGUUCCUGCGCCAUGAACGGUUUGAGCGGUUCCGAACAGGCCAGACCACCAAGGCCCCAAGUGAGGCCGAGCCGGCAGCUGACCUGAUCGACAUGGGCCCCGAGCCAGCAGGCGCUGGCAACCUCUCCUCCCAGCUGGCAGGAAUGAACCUAGGCUCUAGCAGUGUGAGAGCCGGCCUGCAGUCUCUGGAAGCCUCUGGUCGACUGGAAGAUGAGUUUGACAUGUUUGCGCUCACACGAGGCAGCUCGCUGGCUGACCAACGGAAGGAGGUAAAAUACGAAGCCCCCCAAGCAACAGACGGCCUGGCUGGAGCCCUGGACGCCCGGCAGCAGAGCACUGGUGCGAUCCCAGUCACACAGGCCUGCCUCAUGGAGGACGUCGAGCAGUGGCUGUCCACUGACGUGGGAAAUGAUGUGGAAGAGCCCAAGGGGGUCACCAGCGAAGGUAAAUUUGACAAAUUCCUGGAAGAACGGGCCAAAGCCGCGGAUCGACUGCCCAACCUCUCCAGCCCCUCAGCCGAGGGUCCCCCGGGUCCCCCACCUGGCCCAGCGGCCCGAAAGAAGACCCAGGAGAAAGAUGAUGACAUGCUGUUUGCCUUAUGAGUGUGGGGUCUGGCACCCUGCAGCCCAGGUCCCUGCUGCUCUCACACCCUUAGGCUGGGGCCUCCCUCCCUCCUCUGGUGUUAAGGCUGCUUUGGGGGUGGCUCGUUACCCCCUCUUCUCCUCCUUGAAGAUGGAGCUGCCCCAGCUGCGGCUGGGGGCGUAAAGGCGGCAGGAUGAACUGGGGGACAGAUCAGCGCUGCCUUGGGAUCUGGCUGCUCCGCCUCCUUUCCCACCCCAGCCGACCAUGAGACUGCUGAGAAGUGGAGCCCCCAGGACAGGCUGGCUUGCUGGCUGGUUGACCCAGGGUGACUCUCCUUCACUGAGUGAUGCCCUGUUCUGGACCCAUGCCCCAAGGAGCCCUUCAGAGCCCACACUGCCAGUGGAGGCCUGGUUGGAGGCUGGCCACACUGGAAGUUCUACGGAGCCUCCGGUCCAUUCCCUGCUCUGCCUCAUGGGGCCCCAUGGCUUCGGCUGGCCAUUAAGGGCAGGGCGUGGAGGUGUGGAGGCCCCCUGAGGAGCUUCGUGGCCCGCAUACAAAGCUGCAACUCUGCACGCAGUGGGUGAGAGGCUGCAGGUGAGGCUCCAGGGGAUGCUGGAUGCUGGGCCCAGCUUCCCUCCACUGCCCUGUCCAUACCCCCUCUGUUCCUCCUGGCCAGGCACCAUGGCACGGGGCUCACCUGUCGGUUGAUCCUCUCGUACCGGGAGAGGUGCCUUUUGUAUCCCCAAUUAAAGGUAGAAAACCACCCUGCUAGCAGCAUU